CUUUGUUAGUGAGGGGCGGUGCUUCAUGUGACAGGUCGCCUGUGUUACCUCCGGAAACAGAAAGUGAGGAAGUGAAGGAGAACGGGAGAGAGUGCGCAGCCAGAGCAAGACAUGACCGAGCCCGGGGCCCAGUCACCGGCCGCCUGAGAGCGGGGUACAGAGGGACAGGCUGACACCAGGGGGCGCCCUCUCAGGGCUUUCACAUCACCAUGUUGCUGAAUCUGCAUCCCCUGGAGAACCUGAAGUCGUACAUUAGUAGUCGGCCCCCUCUGGUGGUCUUUAUGGUCAGCGUCAGUGGUAUGGCCAUUGCUUUCCUCACGCUUGGCUACUUCUUCAAGAUGAAGGAAAUCAAGUCACCAGAGAUGACAGAGGACUGGAACACCUUUCUUCUGAAGUUCAAUAACCUGGACUUUUGUAUAUCGGAGAAUGAAACUUUGAAACAUCUAUUGAAUGAUACAACACCACCAGAGAGUACGGUCACCACGGGUCAGGGCCGAUCCUCUACACAAACGCCGCAAGCUUUAGAGGACGCCGGACCAAUAAAUAUUUCUGUAGCUGUUACCCUAACUUUGGAUCCACUGAAGCCUUUUGGAGGAUAUUCUCGAAACAUUACUCACCUGACUUCCACAAUUUUUGGCCAUCAGAUUGGUCUUACAGGCAGAGAGUCCCAUGAGGAGAUGAAUAUAACAUUUACUCUGCCAGCUUCCUGGAACUCUGAUGACUGUAUUCUCCAUGGACAUUGUGAGCAGGUGGUAUUUACCACAUGUAUGACUGUAACAGCCAUGAGCAACGUGUUCCCAGUCACUGUACAACCUCCUCAUUGCAUUCCUGAAACGUACAGCAAUGCCACACUGUGGUACAAAAUCUUCACCACUGCUCGAGACUCUGGAACCAAGUAUGCCCAAGACUAUAACCCCUUCUGGUGUUAUAAGGGAGCUAUUGGAAAGGUGUACCAUGCUUUAAACCCCAAGCUUACAGUUAUUGUUCCAGAGGAUGACCGCUCUCUUAUUAAUCUGCAUCUGAUGGACACCAGCUACUUUCUGUUUGUGAUGGUUAUCACCAUGUUUUGCUAUGCAGUCAUCAGGGGUCGCCCAAGCAAGCUGAGACAAAGCAAUGCCGAGUUCUGUACUGAAAAGGUUGCACUCUCUGAAGCAUAACCAUCCUCUUGUACCAUCAGUAGAUACAAUUGGAGUCAUUGCCUGUUGACCCCACCUAGAGAUUGCGUCCUGUGUCCUUCUAGAGGGGGAGGGAGGAACACACAAUAUUGCAAUGUUGGUUUCUUCCAACCAAAGACAUUUCAAGUGCCUGUAAUUGAUUUGUACAUAUUUAUAAAUAGGUACAUUUGAAGAAGCUUGGUGCAAAUGUUCUGCAUUGCAGGAACUUACCUUUUGCCCAGUGUACCUGUGGACUCACUGUUGUUUCCUUGUGUAGAUAUGUUUAGUGGAUGUUUCUAGUUGGCAGUGCGAGUUGCCUGAUUGGUGGGAAUGUCUAAUGAAUGAGAUCCUGAUCUCAAGCAAAACUGCACUUUUUCUUUUUGAAAUCUGGAAAAAUCACUUGUUUGAAAAGAAGAAACAUGGCUGCUGCAUGGAGAAGGCCUGUACUCUGGUAGCUCUGUAUUAAAAGCAUCCAUUCUUCAUGAUG
Messenger RNA from Hyla sarda, 1641 nucleotides. It is a transcript of the gene TMEM248, whose product is annotated as transmembrane protein 248. The record is from RefSeq and is a predicted model, not a curated record. NCBI's taxonomy places the organism in Eukaryota, Metazoa, Chordata, Amphibia, Anura, Hylidae. The coding region runs from base 210 to 1157 and encodes 315 amino acids. The transcript has 7 exons.